UUCAUUUUAAUAAGUAAGAUGGGCUCCUUUUCUUUAUUGUGUAUAUUUGUUUUAAUACUCAUUAUGGGUGAUAGUCAUAUCACAAAGGCUCAAGACUCGCCAGCAAAUUACUUGAACACCCACAAUAUGGCGAGAGCAGAACUAGGAAUUAAUAUGACAAAUCUUGUUUGGGAUAACAAAAUUGCUGCUUUUGCCCAAAAUUAUGCUAAUAAAUGUAAGGAUUGUAAGGUAAUCCCCUCACACAAAGAAGCUUACGGGUAUGGCGAGAAUAUUGCAGUGAUUGCUGGCAACCUAAGCGGUGUAGAUGCAGUGAAGUUGUGGGUGGCUGAACAACCCUUAUAUAAUUGGUAUGUAGGGAUGUGUGAGGGUGGUGCUGAAUGUCAUCAUUAUACCCAAGUGGUAUGGGGAAGUUCACGAAGUGUUGGAUGUGGAAAAGUGAAAUGCGAUGAUGGAAGAUUAUUCGUUUCUUGCAAUUAUUAUCCUGCUGGCAACAUUCCUGGAGAAUAUCCAUUCUAAGUUUUUCAUUUGUUUAAUCACAAUCGUUUCAUUAUGCCUCAUGUAUGUUGUU
Vicia villosa (hairy vetch) is the source of this 568-nucleotide messenger RNA. RefSeq names its product pathogenesis-related leaf protein 6-like. Bases 19 to 516 code for a protein of 165 amino acids. The transcript has a single exon. NCBI's taxonomy places the organism in Eukaryota, Viridiplantae, Streptophyta, Magnoliopsida, Fabales, Fabaceae. The record is from RefSeq and is a predicted model, not a curated record. Gene Ontology annotation, cellular component: extracellular region.